AUGGCCCGUGACAGCACACUGCCCACGCUUGAUAACGCGAGGUUAUUAGCGAUGGGCCACAAGAAGGAACUUCCCCCUUUAGACGUCUAUCUACUACGAGCAAUCCACGAGAACAAGCAGAAUGACGGUACAAGAUACUACAAACCGUUCCCCGGUGACAGCGAUACCAAAGUGCAAGUAUUGGACGCAGUCAAGUUCUCUAAAAAAUUCGGAGAGGCCUCGUUUUUCAUCUGUCCGACCGCUGCUGACGACUGUCUGGACCUCGCACGAGCUUCUGGCGGUGUUGUCGUCACAGCGGACGCGUAUCCGAUGAACGAAGUUGUAUCUUCACAUUCGGAGGGGGUGACGUUCCCCACGCAGCAGUCGGCUCUGCAUCAGACUGAGCGUCGUAGUCUGGUGUCAGACGAUUAUUUGUUGUUGCCCCCACCGCCAGCGAACUACCGCAGCUCGGAUCUCUGCUCUGCCGUGUUGAAGAUAUCGUCGUUGUCGCUUAGUGAACGCAAGAACAUAGGAGUGCAGACGCGUCGUCGCUUCCAUGAGGACGCAAAGUAUUUUAUGCUGAGUAUGAUGGAGCUCCAAGCAUUUGCACACCAUACACGCAGACUUCAAGAUGGACAGCAAGAGGAAGAGCUGGUGCAGAGCCUUCGUCACCGUUAAGAUUAAGAGAUAUGAGUCAAUCAAGUGUAUUUCGAUUUAGUGAUAUUUCAUUUAGUGCAUCCUCUAAAGAGAACC
This is a messenger RNA of Phytophthora nicotianae INRA-310, 732 nucleotides long. RefSeq lists its product as hypothetical. The coding region runs from base 1 to 657 and encodes 218 amino acids. NCBI's taxonomy places the organism in Eukaryota, Oomycota, Peronosporomycetes, Peronosporales, Peronosporaceae. The transcript is spliced from 2 exons. The record is from RefSeq and is a predicted model, not a curated record.